Perkinsus marinus ATCC 50983 is the source of this 288-nucleotide messenger RNA. RefSeq lists its product as hypothetical. Lineage: Eukaryota; Perkinsozoa; Perkinsida; Perkinsidae. The record is from RefSeq and is a predicted model, not a curated record. The transcript is spliced from 4 exons. Bases 1 to 288 code for a protein of 95 amino acids.
AUGGCUUAUUUCGAUCCUCGCAGACGAGGAUAUGUAAAGUAUUCUGAUUUCGCACGCCUGUUGGCGGCUGCGACGAAGCGAGACUGGAUAAUGACUCCCAGGGGACGAGGGCACGCCGCCCUUGAUACUCUAUUUGGCUGUGAUGACGAGGCGCUUUUCGCCAAUCUUGACCAAGGGGACAAGGGCCUCCUGAUAGUGCAGGACUUCGCCUACGCCAUUACGUGUGCUCGUGCCUGGGCUUAUGGUAUGGCGAUUCCUCCCGCGCCGGAGGUUCGGGCUGCUCAGUAG